AUGAGUAAAGCAAAAUCGAUCCAGCAGAUUAACGAAAGGGAAUUACAAAGUGGUAUUCUAACAACAGAGCAGUCAUGGCAUUAUCAAUAUAAGGAUCAAGCUUAUAUAUACAUAGGAGGACUUGACAAAGAGCUAACAGAAGGAGAUAUCAUCAGCGUAUUUUCCCAAUACGGUGUACCUGUUGAUCUACUUCUUGUAAAUGAUAAUCAGACAGGAGAAUCCAAAGGUUUUGCAUUCCUAAAAUAUGAAGACCAGAGAUCAACAGUAUUGGCUAUCGAUAACUUAAAUGGGGUUAAAGUCGGCUCUAAUACUAUACAAGUAGAUCACACUUUUUAUGAGCCUAGAGAUGAACAAUGGGACUACCGAGAAACAAUGAAGAACGAACUUGAAAAAGAUUUUGUAGUAAGAGGUAUACCGAAUCUCCCAAGCGAAACGCCAUCCGGAAGUUCAAAAGAAGCUUUUAUUGGCGAGGAUGAUGAUCUAAAAGACCCAAUGCAAGAUGAAAAAAGAAAAUAG
Messenger RNA from Naumovozyma castellii, 516 nucleotides. RefSeq names its product U2 snRNP complex subunit IST3 (gene IST3). The record is from RefSeq and is a predicted model, not a curated record. NCBI's taxonomy places the organism in Eukaryota, Fungi, Ascomycota, Saccharomycetes, Saccharomycetales, Saccharomycetaceae. Bases 1 to 516 code for a protein of 171 amino acids. The transcript has a single exon.